AUGAGCCCAAAUACAGUUCAGCCUCAAGCUGCGGUGACCGUGGCAGAGGCAUUAUUUGGCAGAGGUGGUCUAUUGGUGCUCUUUAUGAUGUACACCUUCAUUAUCAUGAAUAUCUGCGUGUUUCAACUCUUCGCUUUCAGUUCUAUUCUCACGUUUAACAUCUAUGGCAUUCAUGUGAGGGCUAACUCCGUAACAUUGAUGAUUGGAAUCAAUGCACUGGUGUCGGCCACUCUGGGAAGCCUCUUGUACUCCUUCCUUUGGGAAGGAAUGACCGCGACGGGGGUGGUGAUAGGGACAGCUUUGAGCACCUCCAUGGCUGGCCUUGUGUGGGUUCUAAUGAGCACUCUCGUUAGAUUGUAUCCCAACCUCAGCAUCGGUAAGGCUGCUUUUGGUCUAAUCUGUUCUAAGAGCUAA
This is a messenger RNA of Echinococcus granulosus, 414 nucleotides long. RefSeq lists its product as hypothetical. The transcript is spliced from 3 exons. The coding region runs from base 1 to 414 and encodes 137 amino acids. The record is from RefSeq and is a predicted model, not a curated record. NCBI's taxonomy places the organism in Eukaryota, Metazoa, Platyhelminthes, Cestoda, Cyclophyllidea, Taeniidae.